This is a messenger RNA of Papaver somniferum (opium poppy), 1252 nucleotides long. Its product is annotated as LRR receptor-like serine/threonine-protein kinase GSO2. The transcript has 2 exons. The record is from RefSeq and is a predicted model, not a curated record. Bases 1 to 1221 code for a protein of 406 amino acids. Gene Ontology annotation, molecular function: protein binding. Lineage: Eukaryota; Viridiplantae; Streptophyta; Magnoliopsida; Ranunculales; Papaveraceae. Gene Ontology annotation, cellular component: plasma membrane.
AUGGCAUUCACAAAAAUCGCCUCACUUUCUUCUAUCUUUGUAUUAUGUUUUGUAACCAUUUUUCUCCAAACAACAACAACGGAAGCAGCAUCAUGCCAUGAAACUGAUAAAGCAGCACUUCUUGAUUUCAAGAAUAAGAUCACUCAAGAUCCAUCACGUCUUUUACAAACAUGGAGCAGCAUACCUUCGUCAUUAAUCAGUGGUACUGGCCUUCAAAGGUUAUCCCUUGACAACAACAUGCUAACAGGAGAAUUACCGGACAGUAUGGGCAAUCUUACAAAUCUUGGAGAGUUAUACUUGGAAAACAACCGUUUUACGGGUAAGAUUCCUUCAAGUUUUGGCAACCUUGUGGGUCUUGUGUCCCUUGAUCUCUCUAGAAAUGGUUUAUCUGGUCCAAUUCCUUCUCAACUAGUUAAGAUGCGAUCACUCCAAAUCCUCAGUCUGUCAUUCAACCCACCGAGUUUAGUGAAGAUACCAACUUGGUUCUCCAAAAUGACCCAACUUUUUCAACUAUAUUUAGCUGGAACUGGCUUAACCGGGGAACUCCCAGAAUGGUUAACUACAAUGGGCCUGACGUAUCUUGAUUUAUCGAGUAACGCCUUAGCUGGAGAGUUGCCGAGAUGGAUAGGAAACAUGCCAAGCUUAUACUCCCUCAAUUUAUCUAACAAUAGUUUUCAUUCAGCUAUACCUAUUGAGUUCAAGAACCUUUUAGGUGUACUGGAGCUUUAUCUUUACUCGAACAACUUCACCAGUGGAUUAAAAUCGAUUUUUGAGAAAGGUGGCCGUCAAUAUUAUAUUCUUGAUCUUUCGAAUAAUAUGUUUUCUGGUCCUAUUGAUGAAGAUAUUGGAAACCUGGAUGUCAUGCAGUCAAUUGAAACAUUAGUAUUAUCUAAUAAUCCUUUAGGAGGAUCCAUACCAAAAUCCUUCGGGAAAUUGAGUUGUCUGGAGACUUUAAAGCUUGAAAACAACGGGUUAACGGGGGCAAUACCAGCUGACCUAAGCAAUGCUACAUUGUUAACAUCUAUCAUGCUACCAAAUAACAACCUUAUCGGCGGUAUACCUUCAGGGGUGAUAAACUUUACUUUGCUUAAAGAAUUUGAUGUGUCACAUAACAUGUUGACAGGGGAAAUUCCUCCUCACAAUGCAACAAUUCCUGCAACUUCUUUUGUGGGUAACUCUGGCCUGUGUGGCUCCCCACUUUCUUCUUGUAAUGCUGCAUAAUUCAGUUAUACUUUUUUGAACUAUGUGUUAA